GUCUUUUCGCUGUUAGCAACGGAAAGAACCUGAGCUAGCUGUAAACCCUAUUUUGAGAUAAUCGAACUUUUUUGUUAGGAUUACAUAACAAAUUGACAAGAGGUGCAACGCACGUAUUUAUUUUGGAACAGUUACUGGAGCGUGUUGUCUUUUUUAAAUUUAAUAUAUAUUUUUUUGUUUUAAUAAGAAUUGUACACAUUGCUAAUUUAGUUAGCAACUGUUAAUCAGCUAGCUAGCUGCUAGGCAUAGCAUCCUCCUCAAGAGGCACGUUGACAUUAGCCUGAUAGCACAUUAGCGAGCUGUCACACAACCACACGCCGUCUCUUAGCCAAGAAAUUGCGGUCUGAAACUGGUCGUUUUAGGACUCUGUCUUUUAUGGGAUCACCAUGUCAAUGAAGGCCGGUGGAAAUCGCAGCAAACCCGGUGGUGGCAACACCGCUGGUGCGACCGCCUCCGGAGCCGGAGGAAGCGGCGGGGGUAGACAGAAUCUGGGCAGGGGAAGACAUAGUGGUAAAGGUCCUAUGGCUGUCAUUUUCAAUGGUGUAUAUGCAAAUAUGAGGAUGGUCCAUGUGUUGACUUCAGUGGUGGGGACCAAAUGUGAGCUCAGAGUUAAAAACGGAGCUAUUUAUGAAGGAGUUUUUAAGACAUAUGGUCCAGAGUGUGACCUGGUGUUGGAUGCUGCUCACAGAAAGAGCCCAGAGCCAAGCACAGGCCCCAGGAAAGAAGAUAUUGUAGAGAGCAUCAUUUUCAAGGCCUCUGAUGUUGUUGUGGUGACCUUUAAAGAUGUGGACUUGAAUUUCGCCAGGAAAGUCUCCUCUGACACAGACAACUUCACAGAUGCUGCUGUGAGCGGGAGAAUCAAUGGUGAGCACAAAGAGAAAGAUUUAGAGCCCUGGGAUGGAGGAGAGACCCACAACUCUGACAGCCUUGAGUCUCUGGACACAGAUGUGUCAAACGGAUGGGAUCCCAACGACAUGUUCAAGUUCAACGAGGAGAAGUAUGGAGUCCUGUCUACUUAUGACAGCAGCUUAUCCACAUAUACGGUCCCCUUAGAGCGUGAUAACUCUGAAGCGUUCCUGAAGAGAGAAGCACGUGCUGCCCAGCUGGCAGAGGAGAUCGAGGCCAGUGCCACAUACAAGGCCCGUGUGGCCCUGGAGAACGAUGAGCGCACUGAUGAGGAAAAAUACACUGCUGUGGUGCGAGGGGAGAGGGAGACUCACGCACUCAGCAGAGAGAACAAGUACAUUCCUCCAGGUCAGAGGAACAGGGAAACAAUGUCAUGGGGGCCAGGACGCCAGAAUUCACCUCGUCUGGGUCAGAGUUCAGCUGGAACCUCCACUCCUCGACAGGGACCUCACGAUUACAGUCCCAGUUCUGGGGCUGACCAGAGGGUGGUUAAUGGAGGUUCAUCCCAUUGGCCCUCACCCUGUCCGUCUCCUUCCUCUCGUCCCCCCUCUCGUUACCAGUCUGGCCCCUCUUCCCUGCCUCCUCGGGCGACCACGCCCACCAGACCACCCUCCAGACCCCCUUCUCGACCUUCCAGGCCUCCCUCUCAUUCAUCUCAUCCCUCCUAUCCUUCCUCUUCAUCCUCCUUUUCUCACCAUGGGCCCACGUCGCCAGCCUCCACUCUGCCCAAACGCAUGUCUUCAGAAGGUCCUCCCAGGAUGUCUCCAAAAUCUCAGCGGACACCUCGUUCCCACAGAGUACCACCUUCUCGAAUCAGUGGCAUUCCCCCUGGAGUGGACUUGAUUUCCCACAGUGCACCUGGAGAGGUUUCAGCAACUCCACCAACCAGGAGUAGCUCUUCUGGAGGGACUUGGUCCUCAGUUGUCAGUGGAGCUCACAGACCUCGCUCACCCCGACAGAACAAUGUGGGAGGAGCAUCCCCUGGCUCCUCCUCUCUCUCUUCACCCCAGACAGGAACAGCUCCAACUGAAACCAUGGCAACACUGACAUCAGCUUCUUCCCCUACUGCUGCUAGUCCUGCCCCCAACAUGAUCACCUCUCCAUCAGGGGAUGCUAAGGAGUGUCGUGUCCAAGAGACAAGGCAGACAUCGCCAUCAGCAAAUAAGGAGAACGUGAAGCCUUUGGAUAGCUCCCCUAGUAUUUCUAGACCAGUCUGUAAAGGACCCCCUUCAAUGGCACCAGACCACAGAAAACAAAUAGAUAAUUUGAAGAAAUUUAGUGUAGAUUUUAGAUUGCAGUCUAGUUCAAAUCCAGAACCAGCCUUUGACCAGAUGAUGACCAAGCCUGUCAGAGAUCCAGCAGAAAAGCCUAAAGACCUUCCCCUGGACAAGUCAACCACAGUGGGACGGGACAGUAGUGAAAAUGGUGUUGUAGUCAUUGCUGCUGGCACCCCUGGAGCUGCUCCUGCUUCAUCCACUACCACUGCAAAUACCAGUAAGCCUGGCAGCCCCGCUGCCCUGUCGCCUUCUCCUUCAGCACCGGACCAGAAGAGGGCGGGAAUGGAUGUGACAUCACAAGGAGUUCAAACAACAGCCACGUCUACAUUCAGUGGGCCCAAGCAUGAAGAGAAGGAGGAGAAAAAGGAGGCUGUUCAAGAUCAAGUUAGAAAAUCAACCCUGAACCCAAAUGCUAAUGAGUUCAAACCCAGGUUUAACACACAGCCCAAACCAGCCAACACCCCAACGCCUCCCCGCCCUCAGGGCCAGCCCAGCCCCUCCAUUGUGGUCCAGCAGCCUCCGGCUGUUUAUGGUCAGACAGUCUGCUUCCCUCAGAUGUAUCCACUCACACCAGUCAGCCCCGGAGUCCAGAAAAGCAUAAUAUGGAAGUCUCCAACCAUGUACCAGGUGCCGAUGCCUCAUAUGACAGUCAGCCAGUCUAAACCCUACAGACCAGGUAAAGUACCCAACAUGCCCCAGCAGAGGUCAGACCAGCACCACCCGACUGGUACACCUACCAUGAUGCACCCAGCAACAGCAGCAGGGCCACCUAUUGUAGCAACGAACCCCGCCUACUCUGCACAGUACUUUACCUGCAGCCCGCAACAGUUCACUAGUCAGCCGCUUGUCCAGCAGAUGCCACACUACCAAUCACAAUUAUGUGUCAUUCAGCCACAGCACGUGUUCAGUCCAGUGAUGCAGGGCAGUCCCAGGAUGAUGGCGCCUCCUACGCAUGGCCAGCCUAGCCUUGUCUCCUCCUCAACUACACAGUACCCAGAGCAGACCCACACCAUGUAUGGGCCAAUGCCUCAGCAGUACCCCCACCCUAGUGCUACCUUACACCCUCACCCACAGCACCCUCAGCCCUCUGCUACUCCUACAGGCCAAGCCCAGCAAAGUGGUCCUCCACAGCAUGGAGGACCCCCCAGCCACCCCGCUGCCAGCCCAGUACAGCACCCUCAGCACCCACAGGCAGCAGCAGCAGCAGCAGCAGCAGCUCAGGCCCUGCACCUGGCCAACCAGCCCCCACAGCAGCAGAUGUACUCGGCCUUAGCUCCCACGCCCCCCUCCAUGACACCUGGGCCAAACCCACAGUCUCCACAGGCAUCAUUCCCCUCUGCUCAGCAGACUGUCUACAUCCACCCGCAGCAGGUGCAGCACGGCUACAACCCCAACCACAUGGCACACGUGCAGCAGGCACAUAUGCAGUCCGGUAUAGUGCCAUCUCACCACCCGGCACCCACCCACCCCCCUAUGAUGCUGAUGGCUACCCAGGGUCCUCCAGGGGGUCCACAGCCUCCUAUGCCUCAGUCUGCCCUCAACCACAUCCCUGUUUCCUCCACAACACAUUUCUCCUACUUGGCACAUCCACAAGUUCAGCUACUAACACUGGGCAGCCAUCAGAAUAACAGCUUUGUGCAGCCUCAUCAUCAGCAGCAGCUGUAGAUAGGGGGCGCCAGCAAGUCGAGGGACCCGCUCUGCAUCAUUUUUCUCAACCAGAGCCUUCAUAACCAGGCGAUGAAGAGAAUGAGAGCCUUCCCUUUCCUCUCUUUCCUCAUCCUCACCAGACAUGCUUCACAUCAGCUUUUCUCUUCCCUCCCUCCUCCCCUCCCAGACUAGGCAAUAAGAGAAUGUUAACAGGUUGAUGCAGUGGCAUGUUUUAACAAGAUAGUUUUUACGGACUAUUCAAACAUGUACACACACACACAGACACACAAGCAACUACACACACACACACACACACAGAAUUUAAAGGGUCCCAGAUUGCAACUUAAGUCAGCUUGCCAAGUAAGACGUGAAAGAGAGAGUAAUUAAUCGGUGACGGUGAAGACGAUUCAACUGGAACUUGUAUUUCAUCUGCACCUUGUUAUAUAAACAAAAAAAUCUUCCGACUUUAAGACAGUAUUAAUCCUACUGUUUUACUGCUGCUGCUAUGUGCUGCGUUUGUUUCCAGACUACGUGACAAGUUUCUAACCAAACUAAAAACAAAACACAACCAGACUUCACUUCCUGUGAAACAAACUUGUUUUGGCAGCCAAGAGGACAGGAGAAAAGUUAUUUAUGAAAUUAUAUUGGCUGAGGUGAUCGGAUCCCACUUCUCACCUGACCCUUAUGUAACGUUUAAGUUAACUUUUACUUUGUAGAUAAUAUAAAUAAUUUAAAAAAUGAGCAAAAAAAUUUAAAAACAAUAAAAAAGUUUUAAAAACUG
This is a messenger RNA of Melanotaenia boesemani (Boeseman's rainbowfish), 4611 nucleotides long. RefSeq names its product ataxin 2 (gene atxn2). Gene Ontology annotation, cellular component: cytoplasmic stress granule. Lineage: Eukaryota; Metazoa; Chordata; Actinopteri; Atheriniformes; Melanotaeniidae. The record is from RefSeq and is a predicted model, not a curated record. The transcript has 27 exons. The coding region runs from base 387 to 3848 and encodes 1153 amino acids. Gene Ontology annotation, biological process: cytoplasmic stress granule assembly. Gene Ontology annotation, molecular function: RNA binding.